CCUGCACACCCGGACACACCUCCUCCCUGUCACUCCUGGCAGCUCUCUCACUCCCGCACUCUCUCCCUGCCACUCCCGCACUCUCUCCCUGCCACUGCCUCGGACUCCCGGCCUCUCCUCCCAGCCAUUCCCGGAGCGGGCCGCUGCCUGGCCUCUGAUUGGCAGCCUGGGUCACGUGUGACACCCUGGCUGCUGCAGACGGAUCCCGGACAGCAGAGCUCCGCAGGACAGUGAUACUAGUAGCGCCGCCGCUGCUGCUGCACGGGAGCCGGGAGUACUCGGCAGCAAGAAACCUCGGGACACCGGGCAGCCCGUCCGCCGGGAUUAUCAGCAUCCACUCUCCGCUGCAUUACCGUGACUGGGCGGGAGAGACGGAGACACCAGCGCACCGAGUCCCCCGGUGAGAUUCUGUCUAAAUCGUAUGCACGAUGUCUGCCAAAGCCACCAUUAGCAAGGAGGUCUUCUCUCCCCAGGAUGAGCGGAUGCUGGGGGCUGUGUUAGUCAAACGAAGGAGCAAGAAAAAAAUUCCAUUCCUUGCAACAGGAGGGCAAGGAGAAUACCGCACUUACAUCUGCAUAUCAGCAUCUAACAAGAGGCCCCCAGAAGUCUACAUCACCAAGGUUAAACAAUUUGAAGGCUCGACUAGUUUUGUGAGACGGUCUCAGUGGACUCUGGAUCAGCUCAGACAAGUAAAUGGUAUUGACCCCAAUCGGGAAUCCCCAGAAUUUGACCUUCAGUUUGAUAAUGCCUCUGAUCAGUGGGUGGCUAGCUCUGGCUCAGAGAAAUUUACUUUCUUCCAAAUCCUGCAUCAUGCAUGCCAGAGGUACCUUUCGGAUAGAAAGCCUGAAUUCAUCAACUGCCAGUCCAGGCUCUUCUCAGGAAACAGUAUAUUGCACUCCGCUGCUGACAGUGUCACUAGUGCUGUACAGAAAGCUAGCCAAGCCCUUAAUGAGCGUGGAGAGCGCCUGGGACGUGCUGAGGAGUCGACGGCAGAGAUGAUGAAUAGUGCACAACAAUUUGCAGACACCGCUCACAAGCUUGCCAUGAAACAUAAAUGCUGACACGGUAGUCUGGAACGACACAAUGUGAUCACUUCUUUUUUUUUCCCCUGACGAACUCUAUAUGCCAAAACCUCCGCACAAGGUUAUUAAUAAACAUAUUAAUAUUUUUAUUUCGAAUUGGACGCCUACUGAUCUAUUCCUGCCAAUCCCAUCUUGCUUUUCAGGUACAAGUGGUGCCAGUGCAAGGGUCCUCACUCUGUUUAGAGUUAGUUGUGGAUAUAAAAUGCAGGGUACAGCUUUCAGCAGCCGUUUUUCACAUUACUGCUGCACCAACAACUUCAUUCAGUUAUCGGCGGAUGGAUUUUAUUCUAAGGACAUUCCCAAUACAGCGCAUUGAGGAUGCAACACGCUAAGUUGGGUCAAGAUUGAUGAUGCAGGACCCCCUGUUUACUAAGCUUGCCAGCGAUCAGUUGGUAAGCCAAAUACCUGCACUCAUGUGAAUGAUGCAUCGCAAAAGGAGCUGGUUAUGUGGAGACUGGUGAACUUAUUAGCGCUGGCACAAUCUACUACACAUUAAAGUCUUGCUCGGACCCCUUUGUUUCCAAUGGCAAUAUUAUGCAGCUUUGCGCAGACAAGCACGUAUGAAUGGCUUGCAUUGCCUUUGUCUGCGUCGCUGGACAUUGUUCUUUUUUUGUACUUUUACGGCAGAUUUUAACAUCCUCUAGAGUUGAGAUCGCCAUCACAGAUGCCAAGCCAGUGUUUCUACAGAGCCGGCACAUUUUUAACAUUUCCAUGUGUUUAUUUUUGAACCAUGUUGCAUAAUAAUUGUUCAAGCAAUAAAAUGGUUACGUAUAUCUUUAGAAAA
This is a messenger RNA of Pseudophryne corroboree (corroboree frog), 1866 nucleotides long. RefSeq names its product syntaxin binding protein 6 (gene STXBP6). Gene Ontology annotation, cellular component: plasma membrane; exocyst. Gene Ontology annotation, molecular function: phosphatidylinositol-4,5-bisphosphate binding. Gene Ontology annotation, biological process: regulation of SNARE complex assembly; Golgi to plasma membrane transport; exocytosis. NCBI's taxonomy places the organism in Eukaryota, Metazoa, Chordata, Amphibia, Anura, Myobatrachidae. The coding region runs from base 429 to 1061 and encodes 210 amino acids. The record is from RefSeq and is a predicted model, not a curated record. The transcript has 6 exons.